AUUUUCUUCUUUAUUUUCAAUCAUAAUGGAGAACCAAUUCAUUUCUUUUCCGAUGCUUUUAAGUUCCAUAAUUUUCAUCUUUAUGAUCCUCAAAAAUUUCAAAAAAUCAAAGUCCAAAAUUCAACAUCCUCCAGGACCAACAAAGCUUCCUAUAAUAGGAAACUUGCACCAACUUCUCGGCUCUCUACCGCACCAUCGCUUAAGAGAUUUAUCCGAUAAAUAUGGCAGCAUCAUGAAGCUUAAUUUCGGGGAAGUUCCGAAAAUCGUAAUUUCAUCUCCCGAAACUGCGAAACAAGUGCUGAAAACUCAUGAUAUCUCCUUUGCUCAACGACCUUUUCAGUUCGCGGCUAGUAUACUAAUGUAUAACUUUAGUGAUAUUCUAUUCGCUCCGUAUUCAGAUUACUGGAGACAGAUGAAAAAGAUUUGCGUGCUCGAAUUACUGAGCGCGAAACGCGUACAGUCUUUCAGAUCAAUUAGGGAAGAAGAAGUAUCGAAUUUAAUAAACACGAUUUCUUCAUUUUCUGGGGAGUCAUUUAACUUCAGCAGGAAGUUAUAUUCUUUAACCUACGGCGUUGCUGGUCGAGCUUCGUUCGGAAAAAAAUGCAAAGAUCAAGAGGAUUUUAUACGACUCGCUGAAGAAAUAACACAAGUUGCCGGAGGGUUUAAUCUUGUUGAUCUAUAUCCUUCUGUUAAAAUUCUCCGUUCGAUUAGCGGAAUGGAGUCUAAGCUUUUGAGGCUGAGGGAGAGAGGAGACAAGAUACUAGGAAACAUCAUUGAUGAUCACAGAGUUGGGAGCGAGACUGAGCAGGAACGUGAAGAAAAAGAUCUUGUUGAUGUUCUUUUGAGGCUUCAGAAACAAGGAGGUCUUCAGUUUCCGUUGACAACAGAUAAUAUCAAAGCAGUAAUCAUGGACAUAUUCAUUGGUGGUAGUGAGACAUCAUCAACAACAGUAGAAUGGACAAUGUCCGAAAUGCUGAGAAAUCCGAAAGUGAUGAAGAAAGCACAAGAUGAGGUAAGAAAGGUGAUCGGCGGAAAAGGAAAUGUGGACGAAACAGAUCUUCAUGAACUGCACUAUUUAAAAUUAGCCAUCAAAGAAACUCUGCGACUACACCCUCCGUCCCCUUUACGUACUAGAGAAUGUAGAGAAAAAUGUGAAAUUAACGGAUAUGACAUUCCGGCUAAAUCUAAAAUCAUCAUUAAUGCAUGGGCUAUGGGACGGGAUCCGAAUUACUGGACCGACGCCGAGACAUUUUAUCCAGAGAGAUUUCUUGAUAGCUCGAUUGAUUACAAAGGAAAUAACUUUGAGUUUAUACCAUUCGGUGCUGGAAGAAGGAUUUGCCCUGGAAUUUCAUUUGGCAUGGCUAAUGUUGAGCUUCCACUUGCACAAUUUCUUUACCAUUUUGAUUGGAAACUUACUGAUGGAUUGAAACCAGAAACUUUGGAUAUGACUGAGGCUUUUGGGGCUACUGUUAGAAGGAAAAAUGAUCUUCAUUUGAUUGCAAUUCCUCACCAUUCUUACACUGCAGUUUAAAAUCAGGAAAAAUCAUCAUUGAUUGAUACGUGUUGCUAGCUUAUUUGUUGAAAGUAAUUUUUUGAAAUUAUAUUUUAUUUAGAAAUUUUAUGUUUCUUUCAAA
Messenger RNA from Mercurialis annua (annual mercury), 1634 nucleotides. Its product is annotated as desmethyl-deoxy-podophyllotoxin synthase-like. Lineage: Eukaryota; Viridiplantae; Streptophyta; Magnoliopsida; Malpighiales; Euphorbiaceae. The transcript is spliced from 2 exons. The record is from RefSeq and is a predicted model, not a curated record. Gene Ontology annotation, molecular function: oxidoreductase activity, acting on paired donors, with incorporation or reduction of molecular oxygen; monooxygenase activity; heme binding. Bases 26 to 1531 code for a protein of 501 amino acids.